Fimicolochytrium jonesii is the source of this 1995-nucleotide messenger RNA. Its product is annotated as plasma-membrane choline transporter-domain-containing protein. The transcript has 7 exons. Gene Ontology annotation, cellular component: plasma membrane. The record is from RefSeq and is a predicted model, not a curated record. Gene Ontology annotation, biological process: transmembrane transport. The coding region runs from base 148 to 1734 and encodes 528 amino acids. Gene Ontology annotation, molecular function: transmembrane transporter activity. NCBI's taxonomy places the organism in Eukaryota, Fungi, Chytridiomycota, Chytridiomycetes, Spizellomycetales, Powellomycetaceae.
CAAAGCGAUGACCAACUUCCGUGCGCCGUUGCGUGAUGGGAACGCAUAAGACGCAUAUACUGUACAGUACAAGGCUUGGCUCACCAACCCCAGUUCCCACACAAACAGAAAUUUGGAACCUUUCUCCCAAACCCUCAUUGAUAGAUCAUGGGAAAGUCGCUCUUCCCGCAGAGGCCAGCCGCCACCACCGUCCACGGCGGUCUUGGCGACGCAAGUUACGAGUCGCUUCCAAACUACACAGCUUCCGCCUCCGGGAGUGGGAAUGUUGAGAACGAGGAGAACGACCCGCUUUUCGGGAACUCCAGUGCUGACUCCAAAUUCAAUAAUGCUCCCAUUUACCAGGACAAAUGGGCAACAGUUGCCUUCUUCGCACACCUAGUGGUCUUGGCGUUUCUGACGGUCGCUGGCUGGAAAGUCAAUCUGCCCGAUGUGCCCGCAGACGGGUCUGAUCCGCGCACUCCCGGCGAUGGCAAUGCUCUCGAGACGGCCGAUCCUUCCGAACCCCAAGUUCCAAUUGGGGACUUCCCUGCUCUCUCCCAAUUCGCCAUGUCAUUUUUCGGAGUGAUCUUGGCAGGCUUCCUGUUGACUGUUUCAUACUUUUUCCUCAUGGAAAGGUAUCCUCGCCAGUUGAUCCACUCAUCCUUCAUCUUCAACACCGUGACUGCUGCCAUGUUGGGGAUCUUCUACCUAGCCUCCGGCGCCUUUUUCCCCGCCCUUUUCGCGCUCAUCUACAGCGCCAUCCACAUCUUUAUGUACUUCGCCUACCGCACUCGAAUGGAGUUUGCUCGUGUGAUUUUGACCGCCGUUACCACGGUCACAAAGUCGUAUCCGGGCACCCUCGCGGUGGGAGUCGCUGGUACCGUCGUCCAGACGAUCUGGAUGGCGGUUUGGACCUUUGCGGCCAUUGGCGGCUACAGGCUCACAAAGACGAACGACAGCGAUGCCGUUAAGUACAUCGUGUCGACGUACAUAAUAUUCUCCAUGUACUGGACGAGUCAAGUUAUCAAGAAUGUGGUCCAUGUGACAGUCUCUGGAUUGUUUGCUACGUACUAUUUCACCGGCAUCUCCACUGCCGAUGGGUCCGUCGUGGUCCCGGUUGCAAACCCGACGCUCAAGAGCGCCAAAAGAGCCGUCACCACUUCUUUUGGGCCAAUCGCCUUCGGUAGUCUCAUUAUCGCUUUGAUCCAAACUUUGAGGCAUGUCGCGAACCAAAUUCGACGCAACGCACAAGAAGACAACAACAGCGCUCUCGCGUUGGUUGCUACCUGUGCCGAUUGUCUUUUAUCUAUGAUCGAGGGUGUCAUCGCCUUCAUCAACGUGUACGCCUUCACCCAAGUUGCCAUCUACGGCAAAUCCUACCUGGAGGCCGGAAGAGACACAUGGGCCCUCCUGCAGUCACGCGGCGUUGAUCUCAUCAUUAACGACGAUCUGACAUCUGGGGUAUUGACCCUGGGAGGUGUGUUGAUCGCUUUCCUUGCGGGUACUGUCGGGUACAUCAUCGGCUGGUUGCAGUACUCCGAGCCGGCUGUGGUCUGGGUGUUGGCCGGGUUGGGCUUCGUUGCUGGGAUCAUCCAGUUCUGGGUCCUGUCUGAGACCAUCCGUAGUGGUGUCGCGACAACCUUCGUGUGCCUUGCCGAAGACCCUCUUGCGCUCCGUCGUACGAAGCCCGAGCUCUAUAACAAGUUCUCCGAAGUGUACCCGCGAUCCGUCCAGGAUCCUGCUUUCGAAGUGUAAAGCAAAGUGCCAUUGUAGCGUUUAUGCACCGUAAUGGGGUAUUUUCCCAGGUGCUGCCUUUUUUCAUCGAGAUUUAUUUCACCAACAUCUGCAAAGUUUGUAAACAUCUUAUACCCUAGCAAGCGGCUCCCUUCUUGGUCCGACGACAUAGUUUUAUGUAGUUCGAUGUGGUUUUUCGUAUGGCUAUCGACUUUAAACGAAAAUGUGAGCAUAUUAUCACGAAUACGAACUUGACACCUUUGUUGGUGGACUGACGGCAAG